Durusdinium trenchii is the source of this 1362-nucleotide messenger RNA. NCBI's taxonomy places the organism in Eukaryota, Dinophyceae, Suessiales, Symbiodiniaceae. The record is from the annotation of a GenBank genome assembly.
GACUCCAGUUGAUGCUGAGAAUUCACAGGUUUGCCAUAGAGCAUUUAGGCUCAAGCUGCCUCUGCCUUGGCGCGCGAAACCAUGACCUUCCUGACUUUCCAGUGGGAGCAGGAUUGGAUGAGGGCAAAGCCAUCCACCCGUGGUGGAAACGCCCGUCAGCGCGCACGGCGGUCUCAACCACCCCGAUGCCGCAUACUUCAGGUUCGAGCUCGGUUCGGGAGUUUGCCGGAAGUGACAGAGGAUGUGCUCCCAGCGCGUUUGGUCGAGGAGUUCUCCUCGGCCACCUGCAUGCAGCGGAGGCGUGCUUACGCCUUGCUGCCGCAGGUGAAGGAGCCGGAGGAGGAAGAGGUUGAGCUGGACGCAGGAGGCUGCUCCUUUGGCAAGGCCAAAGGACAGCUGAAUGCGGACAGCUUCUUCCACUCCGCUCACAGCGUAGGGGCCGCUGAUGGCGUGUCGCAGUGGUUGCGCUUCGGCAUCAACUGCCGCGCCUUCAGCGAUGAGCUCAUGCAGGGGUGCCAGGAUCACUUGUUGAGCUCAACCUGCGAUUGCCCAAAGCGGCAAUGCCUCGAAGCACUUACGGCAUCCUUCCACGAGGUGCAAUCCUUUGGCAGCGCGACAGUUGUGAUAGCUACGCUGAUCAGACAGCAUUUGGGCAUCGCAGCCCUGGGCGAUGCGGCUCUCAUGCUGUUGCGCUGGGGAGCAGACGACCUGGCCUUUGUAGUUUGCCAAACAACAGAGCAGCAGUACCGUUUCAACGUUCCGUACCAGCUCGCUCACGUGCCGCAAGAGAUCAAGGAGAGGGUGGCACGAGCACGGCGGAUCAAAGGGAAGAAGGGGACUGGCAAGCUUUCGAACGUGCCGGAGGACGCAGAGCUGAUGCAAGUGGUCGUCCAGCCGGGUGAUUUGCUGAUCCUCGGCCCCUUGGGUAUGGCGGGUCGAAGAUGGUGUCGUCGGCGGUUCGAGCCAAUGUCAAUGGUGUCCGUUCGUUGCCGAACGAGGCUUUGGAGGGUCUAUAGAAUUUCUGUGAUGUCGGCGAUGGAGCGUUUUUCAGCGAAGGUGAAGUGUCUGAGCGAAGGUCGUUGUCUCGUGAGCUCUAGGCACGGAUGGCCUUUUUGACAAUCUCUGGCAGCAUGAGGCGGUGGAAAUCCAGUGCGAUGAAGUUUCAAAUAGAUAAAUUAUGAUAAAUUGUGUAGAGCAAAUCUUCAUUUUUCUGUACAUUAGGUGAUAUAAGGUGAGAUUCAGCAAGGCAAAGCCGUAAAUACAACGGGCGAGUGCCUCCUUUGUGCUUUGUAGUUUGCGUUUCGCAAACCUUCCCUGCAAGUUAUUUCUGGGGCAUGAUCCAUCGAGAAGUUCACCCUUUCC